ACGAUAAUGGCUGCGCCCAGUGUUUUUCGACGAAUGGUCUUGCAUAAUACAAAUAGAACCAUUUGUUACAAAAUCAGAAUCAACUACAUUUAUAGAUUUUCUUCGUCUCACACCAAUGAGGGCCAUGUUGCUCCUCCAAACGUAUUGAAGAGAUACUUGCUGGACCAUGUCACCAAGUUUGUUGAUAGAAGAACGGUAGUGCUAGAGGAACAGUACCCAAGAGUAUUUCAUAUUUACAGAACGUUUAGAACAGGAUUUUCAAGUUUUGUGAAGGAUGCCAAGGAUUAUUACCAGAUAUCAUCAGAGUUGUGGAAUGGUCGAGCUUUCAGUUACUUCUCCAGAACAGAGCUGGAGAUCUAUCGUCAGUUUCCAAAGGACAUCAGACAUUUUCUCCCCAUCCUGUUGAUAACUCUUAUACCUGGUGGUUCAUUUAUAUUUCCACUGGCAUACUAUUUUCCAAAGUACCUACUGUCUCAUCAUUUCUGGACAGACAAGCAGAAGAUGGAUUUUGAGCAGGAGAAUUUAAAGUGUCGACUCCGCCAUUAUCCGUCUGUUCUGCAAUCACUUCGGUCUCACACCAGACAUGUGAAAGAUGUGGUCCUCAGAGAAAAGAUUGUCCGACUUGUAAGCAAGAUAGAGCAUGGGGUUCAACCAACUGUUGAAGAAAUUUUGGCGGUGAAACCUCUGUUUUGUUCAUCACCAUACCACCUGCAGAGAAUGCCAGUAACAUAUCUGAGACGUCUGGGCAAGACACAAGGAAUGUCGCAGCGGCGGAAGAGACUGAUGCAAGACGCCAUGCUGCUGUUGAACACAGACCAGGCCAUGCUUAAAGAAGGAAUCAGCAACAUGGACGACGCUGCAUUACACAAGGUUUGUUUCUGGAGAGGUCUCAACCCAGUUGGUUUGCAGAGACAGGAACAGAUUGACUUUCUACAGCAGUGGACCCGUAUCAGUCAACAAACUGACGAUGAAAGCAUGUCACUACUGUUGCACUGUGGGGUGUUUUACAGCAGUCCUUGUUCUCUGUCGAACCCAUUUGUAAUGGUGCACUUUAACAAAACAGCCAUUCCUUUUACAGAGAUGUGGAAGAAGACUUUACUGGAAUAUCAUUAUUAA
Messenger RNA from Gigantopelta aegis, 1116 nucleotides. RefSeq names its product LETM1 domain-containing protein 1-like. Lineage: Eukaryota; Metazoa; Mollusca; Gastropoda; Neomphalida; Peltospiridae. The coding region runs from base 7 to 1116 and encodes 369 amino acids. Gene Ontology annotation, molecular function: ribosome binding. The record is from RefSeq and is a predicted model, not a curated record. The transcript is spliced from 10 exons. Gene Ontology annotation, cellular component: mitochondrial inner membrane. Gene Ontology annotation, biological process: intracellular monoatomic cation homeostasis.